Rubroshorea leprosula is the source of this 663-nucleotide messenger RNA. Lineage: Eukaryota; Viridiplantae; Streptophyta; Magnoliopsida; Malvales; Dipterocarpaceae. The record is from the annotation of a GenBank genome assembly.
GCCACCGCCACCAUUUCCAGUCAUUUUUCCUCCUCUUCCCCCUCAUCAGCUUGGCCAUGACUGGGUUCAUAAGGAACCCAGAGAUGAUCUGGGUUCGUCCACCAUUUCCAGCCAUUUUUCCUCCCCUUCCCCCUCAUCAGCUUGGCCAUGACUGGGUUCAUGAGGAACCCAAAGCAGAUCUAGGUUCGUCACAAACCCAAGUCUACUCUGCUCUAGGUUCGACGCAAACCCAGAGCAGAUCUAGGUUUGUCGCGAACCCAAGUCUGCUCUGCUCUGGGUUCGACGCGAACCUAGGUCUGCUCUGGGUUUGUCGCGAACCCAAGUUUGCUCUGGGUUCGGCGCGAACCCAGAUCUCUUCUAGGAAGAUGUAUGCUAACUCUCUCAUUCAUGGUGAUUCACACAUGCGUUUUGCAGAGGAUAGAAAUAAGAGGAUGAAAAAGGCAUUCUUAGUUCAUGACGAACCCAUAACUGGGUUCGCGACAAACCCAGAUCAUCUUUGGGUUCUUCACGAACCCAAUCAUGCCCAAGAAGGGGAUGAGGGGAAGGGAGAAGAGAAACAGUGACAACCAAAGGAAAAAUGGCUGAAAACGGUGGCGGUGGGAAGGAGAACAAAGAGAGCACAGAGGAGAACGAUGGAAAGAAGAAUAGAUUAAGGGCAUUUUA